AGUCGGGCUUUUCAUGGAGGAGUUACGUCCGAUAGUGAGAGUCUAUAAAUAUCUGCUCCAUUGACGACUUAACGUCCUCAAAGUUUUGAAACAAAUCAACAAGAAUCGCUGUACGAAGGAAGAAAAAGGGAAAUUUAAGAUGUUCUUCUUCAAAUCUUCGUCCGGAGCAGUGCACGAGGAAUCCCAGCCGGCGGAGGAGGUCAAGAGAGGCGGCGGCGCGUGCGUGACACUCACGGUGUGGAGGAAGUCACUGCUACUCACCUGCAACGGAUUCACAGUGAUCGAUCGAAACGGAAAUAUCGUAUACCGAGUCGACAAUUACGUCGAGCGGCCGGAGGAAAUGAUUCUGAUGGACGGCCUCGGAAAAUCCGUCCUCACAAUGUGCCGCUCCAUGAGGCUUGGACUAGCAGAGAGCUGGUGCGUGAACGAAGGGGAAAUUGGCGGCGAAACUAGGGCUAGGGCGAGAGAGAGAGCGAGAAAGAAGCCGAUAUUUCGGGUGAGGAAGAACAUGAACAUUCUACAUGCGGCUCCAAAUUCGAAAGUGCUUGCGUACGUAUACGACUACAGAAUCUCGGAGAAGAAAUUGGCGUACAGAGUGGAAGGUUCGUACGGGCACCGAUCGUGCAAGAUUCUGGACGCGUCGAGGAGAGUGGUGGCGGAGGUGAAGAGGAAGGAAGCGGUUAAAGGCGGCGUCUGUUUCGGGGCGGAGGUUUUUCUUCUGGUGGUUCUUCCUGGCUUCGAUCCCGGCUUCGCCAUGGCUCUGGUUUUACUCUUGGAUCAGAUGUUCUCUUAGAUUAGAAUUUGAUUCUUCUUCUUUUUGAUCUUCCACUUUUUUUUCUUGUGCAUAUUUUACAGUAGCAGCGUUUUCUUUGGACUUUGAAAGGAAUUUUUUUCCUAGUAGAGAGUCUGAGUUUAUUCCCUUGUCGUGGGCAUAAUAAUAUUUUUUUUCCUCGUGGGCAUAAUAAUAUUUCCUUGUUCUAUUGUAUAUAAGUAUAUACAAUAAUGAUUUUAACAAAUAA
Momordica charantia (bitter melon) is the source of this 1019-nucleotide messenger RNA. RefSeq names its product LURP-one-like protein (DUF567). Lineage: Eukaryota; Viridiplantae; Streptophyta; Magnoliopsida; Cucurbitales; Cucurbitaceae. The record is from RefSeq and is a predicted model, not a curated record.